Messenger RNA from Anarrhichthys ocellatus (wolf-eel), 1865 nucleotides. RefSeq names its product actin related protein 2/3 complex, subunit 2 (gene arpc2). The record is from RefSeq and is a predicted model, not a curated record. Lineage: Eukaryota; Metazoa; Chordata; Actinopteri; Perciformes; Anarhichadidae. Bases 133 to 1032 code for a protein of 299 amino acids. Gene Ontology annotation, molecular function: structural constituent of cytoskeleton; actin filament binding. Gene Ontology annotation, biological process: Arp2/3 complex-mediated actin nucleation; actin filament polymerization. Gene Ontology annotation, cellular component: actin cytoskeleton; Arp2/3 protein complex. The transcript is spliced from 10 exons.
GAAGGAGCCUAGGCGGAAGCGGUCUGAUCUGUCAAGGCAGGGAACAUUUUGCAGAAUUUGACAAAGAGGUUAAUCCCACCAAAUAGCACCGAUCAUCCCCCCCUUUUUUCCUCGACACCGGCGUCCGCUGCGAUGAUCCUGUUAGAAAUCAACAACCGCAUCAUAGAAGAGACGCUGUCGUUGAAGUUCGACGGCGCAUCCAACGGAACCAAACCAGAGGCCGUCGAUGUGACGUUUGCAGACUUCGAUGGCGUAUUGUACCACAUCUCCAACCCCAACGGGGAGAAGACCAAAGUGAUGGUCAGCAUCUCCCUGAAGUUCUACAAGGAGCUGCAGGAACACGGGGCGGACGAGCUGCUCAAGAGGGUCUAUGGGAGUUUCCUGGUUGCACCAGAGGAUGCCUACAACGUGUCCCUCCUCUACGAUCUGGAUGCGCUACCGGCCAAUAAAGACGAUAUUGUCCACCAGGCGGGUAUGCUCAAGAGGAACUGCUUCGCCUCCGUGUUCGAGAAGUACUUCAAGUUCCAGGAAGAGGGCAAAGAGGGCGAGCAGAGGGCUGUGGUCCACUACAGAGAGGACGAGUCCAUGUAUCUGGAGGCCAAGAAAGACAGAGUGACGGUUGUGUUCAGCACGGUGUUCAAAGACGACGACGACGUCAUCAUCGGCAAAGUUUUCAUGCAGGAGUUCAAAGAGGGUCGGCGAGCCAGCCACACGGCCCCCCAGGUGCUGUUCAGCCACAGGGAGCCCCCGCUGGAGCUGAAGGACACGGACGCCGCUGUCGGGGACAACAUUGGAUACAUCACCUUUGUCCUGUUCCCGCGUCACACCAAUAUCAACGCCAGAGACAACACCAUCAACCUCAUCCACACCUUCAGGGACUACCUGCACUACCACAUAAAGUGCUCCAAGGCCUACAUCCACACACGCAUGAGGGCCAAGACGUCAGAGUUCCUGAAGGUGCUGAACCGCGCUCGCCCCGACGCCGAGAAGAAGGAGAUGAAGACCAUCUCUGGAAAAACGUUCUCCCGCUGAGGCCAACCCUCCCCCCCCCCACCAGAGAAAUCCAAUCCCCUUGUGGACAAGCCCAGACGCGCUCCACUGAGACUCAACACCACAUCGGACAGGACUCCUCUAGCCCCCAAAUACAUGUCCAGUCCUUCCUCUUUUCUUUUUUUUUUUUUUUUUUUCUUUUUUAAAUGAAUAAUAAUGUUGGCUCAAGAUAAAUGGAAACAUGGGCAUUCCCUGCUUUGCAUAGUUAAAAGAGAAUUAUUAGCCCUAUAUAAAUAUAUAUAUGAAAAAAAAUUGACAUUUUUGAUACGAUAUCUUUUACUCCAUUUGGUACUCUUGCUUGCCCCUGAACCUUCACCGUGAGAUAUAUCCAUGUGUUGGAUGAUUUCACCCCCCCCCCCUCUCUGUGCUCUCAUUUCGUCUGUACCAUUGUCAUCUGAAAAAAUAAAAUAAAUCACUUACGACAAGAACCUUCUGCUGUCCUUUCCUCCUCUUCUAAGAAAAUAAGUAUAUUUGUAGAUUAACCUGUAUAUUGGAAAUGCUAAACUUUGGUUUUAAUGGCUUUUAAAAUAUAUUGAAGUAUCUUUUAUAACAACUAUUGAAAUAAACUAAUAAAUAUGGAUGACAUUUAGGGGAUUUUAGGUUUUCACCUGCCAGUGGCAUUUUGGCUGAUUUCUUCGGUGUAUAUAUUUGUUUCUUUCUACAUUUCUUCACAUGGAAGUCAUAAUCUGUUCAGUUGGAGUAUUCAUAUAAUUACAGUAAGUACACAAUCCACAUUCAUGCAAAAGUAUCACUGCACUCUGUGAUUAAUAAAGUAUAUUGUAUGAAGUAUUAAAAAAAAAAAACAAUGGCAACAA